AUGCCAAUCCUUUCCAAAAAAAGCUCAGAUAAUUGUUGGCACAAUAAGAUACAAUUUUAUGAAAUAAAAUCCGACAAUUUUCACGAAAAUGAAAGAAACUGUAUAUUAGACAGACUAGUUGAGUUUUCAAAUCUAAGCGUUACCGUUGUGGUGUAUUCUUACUGUCAAACAUUGGAUUAUGUGGUAAUGGUAUAUUUCUUAACUAGUUCAUUUUCAAAGGUGGAGAUGUGUCACCGUGUUCAAUCACAAAUAUAUUUUUGA
Schistosoma spindalis is the source of this 261-nucleotide messenger RNA. The record is from the annotation of a GenBank genome assembly. Lineage: Eukaryota; Metazoa; Platyhelminthes; Trematoda; Strigeidida; Schistosomatidae.